Molecule: messenger RNA, 1445 nt
Organism: Pocillopora damicornis (cauliflower coral)
Lineage: Eukaryota; Metazoa; Cnidaria; Anthozoa; Scleractinia; Pocilloporidae
Product: cytoglobin-2
Molecular function (GO): heme binding; oxygen binding
Source: RefSeq, a predicted model, not a curated record
AGAAAAUAAUUAUGCAAAUAAAGCUUUCUGUCAUUUUAAAGCAACAUCCAGUUGAAGUCUCUGCCUUGUCAUAAUGGAAGAUUGCUGUCUAUUACAAUAAUUCAAAUUCGCCCAAAUGACUCUCAUUUUCGACUAUCUCCUAAGAGCAAUACCGUGAAUUGAGCACGUAGCUUUGUCAUCGUAUAUAAGGCUCAAAAUGGGUUGCACGAACUCACGCAGAAUUGGAAAUACACUGAUUCUUCAUCCGCAGUUCAAAUCCAUUGAGAACACUGUGAUUCCUUUAACAGAUGAACAAAUAAAAAUCCUACGAGAAACAAGGGAAAUAAUCGAGCCGACCAAGAAAGAAAUUGGAGUGAAUGUCUACAUACGAUUCCUGAAGAUGAAUCCUGAUAUAAAAUCGCGCUUCACUGAAUUCAAGGAAAUCUCAAUUGACGAAAUAAAUAAAAGCAAUGGUCACCCUAGAAGAUUGAUGGCUGCCAUCGAAAACUCAAUUGUUUCCCUCGAUGACCCCGAGACUUUCGCUGGUUACGUGUUGGAGUUAGGAAGGAGGCAUAUCAGGCUACGCUCCAAACCGACGAAGUCUCAUUUCAUAGAUUUAAGGAAAGCGUUCAUUGGUAGCAUUAAAGAACCUCUCACCACCAAUUGGAGACCAGAGGUAGAGGAGAGCUGGGUACUACUGUUCGACUUUAUGACUGCCGUUAUGAUGAAAGGACUCAGUUCCACGUCCUAAAACGCAUGCGUAAAAAAAGCUGCAAAUUUGCAGCCAACAAUCACGGACUCCUAUUUAUCGGCCAUCGAGCGAGUAGCAGGGGCUACAAACACAAUUAUCUGACGCAUUUUUAUCUAUUCGUUUAGAGCCAAACUUCUGAAAAACCAAGAUCACUGUAAAAUGGCACAGUUUAUUGUAAUAUUUUUAAUUAAGCGCACGGGGAAAGCAAUUCUUUGUUUUAAAGGAACGAGACUAAAAAGACUAAGAUGAUAAGCAGAUUGACCACAGAAAAUUUUGAGAAAUUAACAAUUUUAUUUGAAAUCCUCCCAACAAUUAGGAGAUAAUGCGUUUAACGGCAUUUUAAUUCAAUACAACAGGAGCGUAGCUGAUUUGUUGAAUACAAGCACACCUGGACUAAUUAAGCGCAAUUGGGAUGACGUCGAAUAACCAAUCUCCCACCCCACCCCGUUCCGACUCAACAACAAACAACACCUAUAGGGUAGCGGAAAGUCUAGGGUAAACAUGGCUUGUGUAUGAUCACGUCCUUCACGAUCAGCACCUUUAUCAUUAUCGACCUAGAGAACUCAGAGUCAAGUUUAAUAUAACGGCCAUCAUGUAUAUAAAUCAGACGAUCAUAUUGAAUAGAGCGUUCACUUGAGUGACAAGGCGGUCAAACCUCUAGAAUGCAAAAGGAGAUAAAUUUCGGCUGGCCUCGCGCCAAUUUCCCCCCCCCCCC